Molecule: messenger RNA, 3342 nt
Organism: Mycosarcoma maydis (corn smut)
Lineage: Eukaryota; Fungi; Basidiomycota; Ustilaginomycetes; Ustilaginales
Exons: 1
Coding region: 1-3342 (1113 amino acids)
Biological process (GO): DNA-templated transcription; regulation of DNA-templated transcription
Molecular function (GO): zinc ion binding; DNA binding; DNA-binding transcription factor activity, RNA polymerase II-specific
Source: RefSeq, a predicted model, not a curated record
AUGCAGCCAAAACCUAGCGCACCCCAGCCGGGCCCAUCUACCCAGUAUGGACCCUCCGAAACUGCAAGUACGACCAGCUCAGUCUCGCCUCGCGCACGCUCACCUUUUCGCACCGAUACUCCCGAUCGAGGGUUUGGCAAUGACAACGGCUCUGUUCCCCUGUCCGUCUCGAAAGCUGCUGCUGCUGGUGCCAAUUCAGGUCCUAGUCGCCCUGCCACCGCAGCACUCGCCGCAAAAAUCGCUGCCUCACGCCCGCAUGGCACCGUUGCAGAUGCCGUUGCAGCUUCGUUGGGUAGCAAGCGAGAACGUAGAAGAAAACGCAUCCAUUACAGCUGCGCAGAAUGUCAUCGUCGCAAGCACAAGUGUGAUCGUCAGACUCCCUGUCAGCCUUGCAUAGACCGUGGUCUAGGCGACAGCUGCCGACCUUUCGAAGAUGGUGACCAGUUUGGCGACAUGCGUGAUCGAGUGCAACGACUCGAAGACAUUGUCGAGGGUCUUGCCAUCGCCCAUGCCGAGCUUGCCAAGGAACUCAAGGACUCUCGCGGUCAGAUGGCUGCCUUUGUCGAAAUGGUCUCGAGCGACGAGGAGCAAGACGCCGAUACCAACGACCCCGCCGCCACCUCACGCCCGAAACCCAAAAAACGCAGAAGGAUCAUUCGUCCCAGCACCGCCCGUGGUAUCGAACGAGAGGAACUCUUCAACUCGGAGGCGCAGGCCAUCGCUGCCUCCAAAGGCGAAGUCGUGGACUCGACCAUCUCCAAGGCAAACGUGCCACGCUACGAUCUCGGUGGCAACCCGCUCGAAGGCGGCCUUGCUCGUGAUGGCGACAGCUGGUUUGGCGCGCUGGCACUACCCUCGGUCAGCCGUGGUGUCAUCGAGACCGAGAUUAAUGGCGAACGUCUCGAGCUUGGUGCCAACUUCCCUCGUUUUCCGGCUUCGGUCAAACUACAUCGUCUCAUCCACGAGGGUGGUGCUCCCGAAAACAUCCUCAGCGAUCUUAUGAACUCUCUUCCUUCCAGAGCCGAUACCGACCGUCUUCUCGACAUCUACUUCCGCGACAUCAAUCACACUCGACUGCCCAUCCACGAAGGUACUUUCCGCCAGUCCUACGACGAGCUGAUGGAGUUCAGAUGGGGCAAUGCAAAGGAGGAGCGAGGCGAUGACGGCGCAAGGCAUGUUCCCUUCUUGGCAUUCCUCUUUGCCAUCCUGGCCACCGCCAUGCGCUCGCUUCCAGAAGCGUUUGGAAGUGAUUCCGAGGCCAAAAAGGGAGCAGUUCGUCUGUACCAUGCUUGCCGACGCACCAUCAACAUUGCCUCAACCAUCCGUGUCGACCACAUUGACCUCGUACUCGCCCAUCUCUUUGCGGCUCGCUUCUUGAUAUGCCAGCGCCAGAGCGCUGAGAGUUGGUCGUUGCUCGGCAACGCCAUUCGCGCCGCACAGGCCAUCGGUCUUCACAGAGAUGGCAGCAAGCUUGGCCUCGACGCCAUCACCACCGAACGCAGGCGUCGACUUUGGGCUAUCAUUUUCUACAUGGACAAGACGACCAGCAUUCUCCUCGGUCGUCCCCAAGCCAUCCAGGAUAUCCACUGUGAUACGCUUCCGCCUUCCGACAUUGACAUCGACACCAUGCCAAGGUCGGCUCGGCCCUACGUGCCACGUACCAGGCCGCGUCCGAAUACCCCGCCUGGUGUUUUCCUCUUUGUCGCCAUUCGUCAUGAGCUUACACGCCUCACAGGCAAAAUUGUCGAGCAUUUCCAAAACCUUGCCAGUCCGCGUCGGUAUGCGGAUGUCGUUGCGCUCGAUGAGGAGCUCGAAAAGUUUCGAAAGGACAUUCCAGACAUCUACCGCGUCGACAAGGCAACCAACGGUACUGGUCCCGAUACCAACAAGGAAUUCGACACCGUCUGCCCCUGGUUGCCGCUCCAUCGAUACCUUCUCAACAUUGAGUAUCACUACGUUCGCAUCGCCCUACACAGGCCGUACGUGCUGCGCAAUUCGGAAAAGUAUUCACAUUCGCGCACAGCAGCGUUCGAAAGUGCCAAAGCGGAUCGUAGGGUGCGUCAGGAAUAUCGAAAGGACGUCAAGUGGGAGCCCGAGCGUGCACGCAAGGUUCACAUGGGCGGUCUCUAUCGCCUCUUCAAUGCCACCAUGAUGAUCGGUAUUGCUCUUCUUCUCGACCCCAAUGGACCUGAGGCGCCCGACUUUUUGUCGUAUCUCGACGAGUUCAUCGAGCUGCACAAGCAUCGCGAAGGCGAUGCGGACCAGUGCAGCAAGCGUGAAGUCAAGAUCAUCGAGCUCUUCAGGGCCAAAGCGCGCGAUCCGACGUGGUGCGCUACGUCUGCAACCGGCGCCAGCAAGAAAGUGCCUGGUGUCGAAGCAUCCUCCAAGGGCAAAGGUGGAAAGCCAAAUGGUGGCGCCUCGAAACGCAGCAAGGAUGCGGCUGGAAAGCGCGAGAGCAGCAAUGAGGGCACAGCUGGUGUCGGUACCGCCGCCUUCAGCUCAGCCAUGCUGCUUGGUGGCUCCAAGCCCAGCGGCUCACAGCUGGCACGUGCUAAUUCGGUCAACACGACCGAGAGCAUCACGCCUCCGCCAUUUGCUGGACUCUUUGGCGCCAAUCCAGGCGCUCCUACUCCUGGUCUCGCACUCGGUGCGGUUUCAACAGGCACAACAAGCGACGCAACCACCGAUCUUGCCCAGAGCAUCUUUGAUCAGCUCGGAGGAUACGAGCCCAGCUUUGGCAUGCUCAAUCCGACUCCCAAUGACGCACUUAACUUUAAUUCUGGCUCGGGUCUAGGCUUUGGUCCGAGCCAUACAUCCAACAGCAUGGGUUUCGACUCGGCGGCCGGGUUCGAUAUCACGAGCUACUUCAACACGCCUCCUGCUGGCUCGUCGGAUCCCUCGCCGAACGUGACCACCAAUGCAGCCACGUCCUCUGCCCCGGCGAGCUCGGGUCUGGCGCGCAGUACCACCAACUCUGUUCACACGGCCGGCACAAGUUCGUCCGAGCCUAGCGGGUUGGCAAGCUACCAGCCGAGCGCACACCCUCAUCUACGCGCGCUCAAUACUCCAGGCGGUUUCAACAGCUUCGCUGGAGCCUCGGAUGGUAGCGUUCGCAGGACAGCCGAUGCAUUGGGUAUCAACGGCAUCGCACCUAUGGGUGGUGGUACUGCUUCGGGCGAUUGGGGCCUGCUACCAUGGGGAGGGCUCAUCGAAGCCAUUGCGCAGAGUUCGCAUGGCAUCGACCAUCAGCAGCAGCAGCAGCAGCAGAACGGGAGCAAUGGCACGCCGGGAUCACAUGCAGAGAUGAAGACAGAGACGCCCGAAGAACCGGAGAAGAUUUGA